AUGAGAGUGAAGAUUUCCAGAAGCUUGCAGAAAGGGAAAUCGCCUCCUGUGAAGAAGAGAUAGCGGAACUGAAACACCAGAUAGUGUUGCUUUUGAUUCCUUCAGAAGAAACAGACAGGAGUGAUCUUGUCAUGGAAGUCACUGCUGGAGUUGGAGGGCAGGAAGCCAUGCUGUUCACCUCGGAGAUAUUUGAUAUGUAUCAACGAUAUGCUGCCUAUAAAAAGUGGAAAUUUGAAAUAUUAGAAUACUUUCCCAGUGAAAUAGGUGGCCUACGACAUGCAGUUGCCAGUAUAGCAGGUCUUGAGGCUUACAAAUACAUGAAAUUUGAAGGAGGAGUGCAUCGUGUUCAGCGGGUGCCAAAGACAGAAAAACAAGGACGCAUUCACACCAGCACAAUGACUGUUGCAAUAUUACCCCAACCCACUGAGAUGAGGCUGCAAAUUAAUCCGAAAGACCUACGGAUAGAAACAAAGCGAGCUACUGGAGCUGGAGGCCAGCAUGUCAAUACCACAGACAGUGCAGUACGGAUAGUUCAUAUUCCAACAGGGAUCACGUCUGAAUGUCAGCAAGAACGAUCUCAAAUUAGAAACAAAGAGAAGGCUAUGCAAAUGCUGUGUGCUAAAAUAUACAACGCUAAACUGGAAGAAGAAACAAAAAAGAGAAACAGUGUCCGAAAGAUUCAAAUCGGGACUAAAGGAAGAUCGGAGAAGAUCAGAACAUACAACUUUCCACAGGACCGGAUUACUGACCACAGGAUAAGCAGAUCAGUGCAUCGUAUUGAGUCUUUCAUGCUAGGGGAAGAAAUGCUAGAUGAAAUGAUACAAACUCUGAAAGAAUAUGCCAGUUAUGAGUCCUUAAUGGAAAUUAUUUCAGAAAAUGAAAAAAAGAGUCUAUCCUGAAUGUUGCUCUUUGUCAGCCCAUUACAAGAGAUGUAGAUGUUUGUCUGCAAAGGAGCUUCUUGGAGCACCAUCCAGAAAAUACAACUGCUUUUCAAAUCAUGAAAGUCACCACAACUUGUUUCCUCAUGACUGAUAAACAGUUUUCUUACUUGCUGAAUAAAA
Molecule: messenger RNA, 1061 nt
Organism: Mesitornis unicolor (brown roatelo)
Lineage: Eukaryota; Metazoa; Chordata; Aves; Mesitornithiformes; Mesitornithidae
Gene: MTRF1L
Product: mitochondrial translational release factor 1-like
Exons: 6
Coding region: 132-899 (255 amino acids)
Biological process (GO): translational termination
Molecular function (GO): translation release factor activity
Source: RefSeq, a predicted model, not a curated record